Molecule: messenger RNA, 3294 nt
Organism: Drosophila eugracilis
Lineage: Eukaryota; Metazoa; Arthropoda; Insecta; Diptera; Drosophilidae
Gene: Ube4A
Product: ubiquitin conjugation factor E4 A
Exons: 3
Coding region: 98-3076 (992 amino acids)
Biological process (GO): protein polyubiquitination
Cellular component (GO): nucleus; cytoplasm; ubiquitin ligase complex
Molecular function (GO): ubiquitin-ubiquitin ligase activity
Source: RefSeq, a predicted model, not a curated record
GUUUUGGUGUUCUCAAACGGGCACACUGCUUACACCUCAACCGACGUUCAGGUGAUUUUCAAGGGAAACAUCUGAUAAUAAAAUCCAAAUUUUCCCGAUGACAAGCAUCGAGGAAAACCCGUUUGCCGCUCUACUCCAGGAGGGCACAAAUUCCGAUGGCGUGACCCACAAACUGGUCGAAGAGGUGCUCUUGUUCACGCUGAACAAGUCGUCUUCCUUCGCAGGCUUGUGCCUGGCGGACGUGGUGGUAGACACCAACGAGCAGAAGCUCAGCGAGGACCUAGUGGCCCACGCCCUUUUUGAACGCCUGAUGCUUGGUGAGACCGCGCAGUAUGCAGUGGGAAAUGCCAGUCCAGAGGCCUUGGAGCCAAAAGCAAUGUGCUAUCUGCACAAAGCUUUCACCCGAUGCGAGCGCAUCCAGAACGAGCGAAAAACCGACUGCUCCAAGAUCCUGGCCCUGAUCUUAAACAAUGCAAGCACAUGCAUGCGGCAGCCGGACCUCUUUGCCCCGCAAUCCUUCGCUGCUCAAUGGCUGGAGAUGUUUGAGCAGGCUGACGAGCACGACACCAGCACCCAAGAGUUUCUGGUACGGGUCGCCUGCAAGGUGGUGGAAGAGGACGAACCGAUCGAGGCCCUGGGUGCUCUUAAGGCUAUCUUCUACCCGUUGCUCACCGAGCUUCAAAAGCUCAUAGCCAAGGAGAACCUGAUUACGGUCAAAAAGAACGUAUUCUGGAUCCUGGGAUUCUUCGUACGCGACAAGCGAGCGGCCGUUUUGGGAGAGCUGCUAAUUGACUACACCACCCCUAAUCCCAAAGCAAAGGGUGGCGAGUAUAUGGACACUUUGUUAGGCAGUCUUUUGUGCAUCUCAAUCUUGCCCAAAACCCAAACGGCUAAGUACGAGUUUUUCCAAGAGUUAUCACUGAAUCAAACAGACGCUGCUCUGUGGGCACUCUUGUCCCAUCAUCAGCAGUCGAUAUUUCUGCUCGUCAAACAGCUGCUAGUGCUAUCACCCGAGACCAAGAAGAAAACUCUUCAAUGGCUAGCUAAUUGCCUGGAUGCAAAUGUAUCCCGUGGUCAUCUGUGGAGCAGCAUCAAUCUGAACCUGGAACAAACGGUCCACAGCACGGCCAGCGACGCCUUCAUGACCAGCCUUAGUGCAGUCCUUACACGUCUUUGUGCUCCACUAUGUGUACCCUCAUUAAAGGUUCUUCUGGUGGACCCCACUUAUUGUGCAGUGACGGACAAGGAUCGUCAGACGAAGGGCGUGAGCCUGAUUAAAGCUCACGAGGAGACAUGCUUGCUUCCUAGCGAAGAGGGCGAAGAGCGUCUGACGGCUGAAAAGUAUAAUUUCGUGACAGAGAUCUUCUACAUGGCCCACAAAUGUUUUGAAUUGGCCAAUCGUCCCUGUAUUGAACGGCUUACCCGCUUAAUGAGGGAACUGCAGAACACACAGACGGCCUACGGGGAGGUUCUAAACAGCGAUCCAAACAAUGAGCUGACCAAAAACCUGUUUCGUAUGAUACUGGAGCAGAUGCAGCAAGUGCUAUGCAUUAAAAACACCCUGUCCGAGCCCACCAAUGAAACGGCCUUGUUAAAACUUUUCGAGGCUUCGGCAAUCUGGCUGACCGAGGUGGCAAUGCUGCCUCGUGAGACUUAUGAGCAGUGUUUGGACAAGCGAGAUUUUUCCCCACAAGUGUUUCGUAACCUCGAGCUGCUUUCCGAUACGCCGCCAUUUAUAGCUCCGUAUAUGCAAUCAGUUCCAGAAAGCAUUAUCGACAACAUUUCGGCUUAUUUGAAUUUCUGCCGGAGACUGACCGGCGAUCAAUACAUUCAUAUUUACUAUUCUGCCCAUGAUGCUUUCUUCAAGAUGAUACUGUUAUUCAUGGGAAGCUCGGGAUUAGUAAAGAACCCUCACCUCCGUGCUAAACUGGCUGAGGCCCUAGAAUUUCUCCUACCCACACAAAUUGUUGGAAGCACUCGGCAGACUUUCGUCACCCAUGUUUUUGACAACCAUCCUGAUCGAAUGAAGGUGGUCCGCAGUCUACUAAACGUAUUUGUGAGCAUCGAGAUGACCGGCCAGUCAGUACAGUUUGAACAGAAAUUUAACUAUCGUCGGCCUAUGUAUGCUAUAAUGGAGUUUCUAUGGACAAAGCCGGAGCAUGUGCAGUGCUUCCGGGACCUGGCUAUCGAAGCGGAAGAAAACAUGGAAGCCAUUGAGCCGCCCAUCUUUCUUCGUUUUAUCAAUUUGCUUAUUAAUGACGCCAUCUUCUUGCUGGACGAAUCGUUGUCCAAUCUGGAGCAGAUCAAGCAACUUCAGCAGGCCCAGGAUAACGGUGAGUGGAAUGGUUUGUCACAGAAUGAGCGCCAACAGCAGGUGACGAAUCUUCAACACCUGGGUAUGCUAGCGCGCUUCGACAACAUUCUCGGAAGGGACACUAUAAACAUCCUGAAGCUGCUGACCACGGAAAUCAGGAGCAUUUUUUGCCAUAACAGUAUGGUGGAUCGCAUCGCAGCCAUGCUGAAUUACUUCCUGUUGCAUUUAGUUGGGCCCAGAAAGGAACGGUUUAAGGUUAAGGAUAAGAAAGAGUUUGACUUCGAUCCGGCCCAGACGGUGAUGGAGAUCUCUCACAUCUACAUUAACUUAAGCGCUGAUGACAGCUUCUGUUUGGCAGUCUCGCAGGAUGGGCGGUCCUACAGUGAACAGCUAUUCGGUUACGCCGAGAACAUUCUUAUCCGGAUCGGAGGAGGUCAACUGAUCGGUGACAUGUCUGAGUUCGCUGUAAAAGUGGCACGAAUGGGAGCCCAAUAUAAGGAGGAGCAGGAACUGCUGGCCGAUGCGCCAGAAGAGUACCUGGAUCCUAUUAUCUCCACUCUGAUGACAGAUCCUGUCGUGCUUCCCAGCUCUAAGGUUACUGUGGAUCGCUCUACAAUCGCUCGACAUCUUCUAAGCGAUCAAACGGAUCCCUUCAAUCGCGAGCCGCUCACCAUGGAUAAGGUCAAGUCAAAUGAGGCUCUGAAAUUGGAGAUUGAUCAGUGGAUUGCGGGCAAGCGAGAGGCGGCACGUUCCAAGAGUUGAGGGAACAUUGGAGUCGCAGCUGCAGGUGCAGCUGCCCAACCAAAGAGUUAAGUUCACGGGAUAAUGGAUAAGCCAAUAGUAAAUUUUUUUCUCAUAAGAAUUCCAGUUAUACAUAGUGUUGUGUGAAUGUUUAAUCCCCUUGUACAGUUAGUGGUUUUUGAAAUUAAUUUCUAAUAUUUUUCCUUCAUUGGUCGAAUAAAUGUUUCUAUAUUCUCGAA